This is a messenger RNA of Gasterosteus aculeatus aculeatus (three-spined stickleback), 1229 nucleotides long. It is a transcript of the gene fra10ac1, whose product is annotated as FRA10A associated CGG repeat 1. Gene Ontology annotation, biological process: dephosphorylation. The record is from RefSeq and is a predicted model, not a curated record. Gene Ontology annotation, molecular function: phosphatase activity. Lineage: Eukaryota; Metazoa; Chordata; Actinopteri; Perciformes; Gasterosteidae.
UGCAGUUAGACGUCAUCAUACCACGACUCACUGCCUACGUCAUCACUCAGCGACGUACCUUUUAUUUUGUAAACACUUUGCGAGCUGAAGACUGGAGUGAGGAAACUGAUGGAUAGUCUUGUGAAGGUGCACGGAGGUGGCGGCUAUGACUCGGACUUCAGCGAUGAUGAUGGUCAGCAAGAGGACCCAGAGAGAGCCCUUAAAAGGAAACACGAAGAAGAAAUCUUACAGAAGCCGUUCCAGAAAGGUCGGCACUCCCAGAAAGCUCACCGGAGUUUACACUCAAAUGAAGUGGACAGAGAGGAGGCCAGGAACAGAAGAGCCCACAUCAUAUCAUUAAAUGCUUUUGAGCGACAUAAGAAGUUUGUCGGUGACUACAUACUUUAUUAUGGAGGACAUUUGGCCGACUUCAGGCGCUCUGCAGACAAAGACAAAACCGAUCUGGAUGUGCUGCGUGAGAAUCACCGCUUCCUCUGGAGGGACGAGGACGAGGAGGACAUGACAUGGGAAAAAGAACUUGCCAAGCGGUAUUACGACAAGCUGUUUAAAGAGUACUGCAUCGCCGACCUCAGCAGAUACAAGGAAAACAAGUUUGGAUUCCGUUGGCGGACUGAGGAUGAAGUGGUUUCUGGCAACGGUCAGUUUGAGUGUGGAAACAAACGCUGCGAGACCCAGGAAGGCCUCAAGAGCUGGGAGGUGAAUUUUGCCUACGUGGAACACGGCGAGAAGAAAAACGCACUGGUCAAACUCCGAUUAUGUCCCGAAUGCUCCUUCAAACUCAAUUACCACCACAAGAGGAAGGAGGUGAAAGCAAAGACUAAACGGCCAUCGGAGGAGAACCAGGAGGCACCACAGAAGACAAAGAAGGAGAAGGAGAAGAAGAGGAAGAGGAAGAGAUCGUCCUCGCACUCCAAAAAGCAGCGACACAAGAGAGACAGAAAUCCCUCCGCCUCUUCUGACAACUCAGAGGAGUCGAAGGACUCGGACAAAGACUCUGAAGCAGGUGCUGAACCAAAGAGCCAAUCAGAAGGCGACCACUGGCGAGGACCCGCCCCUGCGGUGGAGGAGAAGUCAAGGGAGGAGGAGUUUGAUGAAUACUUCCAAGACAUGUUUCUGUGAGGACACGCAGACAUCGAGCGUGUUUCGUAUCCAAUCUUGUGUAGCUGUUGGUUUAUGUGAUUGUAUGUUUUGGGACCGCUGCGGGAAAAUAAAACUGCACGCGCACUUGA